AUGGCCACCGGAUCAUCGCCAGCGACGGUCAUCCGAUAUGGGCAGCCACCUGGCGCAGACACAUCGGCUCCAUCCAACCUGCCGCGGUAUCCACCCCCGGGGCCCAGCAUGUCGGGUGCCCUGCCCGAUAACUGGCAACCUACCAAGAUUUCUGACACAGGUCCGCCCGGCCAACCUUAUUCCAGGCCCGUCCGAGUAUACUCCCCGCAGGAGAUCCCGACGAACAUAAAGACCGCUCGCUUGAGCGUCGAGCACGGCUUGAAAGAGCUGAUCAGCCUCCAGCAGCGACGUCCUCAGCUUGAAGGGGUCGCCUUCCUGGACCAGUUCCGGCUACAAUCCGCCAAUGUCCUCGGCGACCUGAACGCGUUGCGGGGGGAGGUGUCGGACACAAUAAGAGCCGCAGAGCGGCAUAGGUGGCGGAAGUGGCUUUUGGGAGGCCUGGCCGCGGCACUCAUCCCAGCAGUGAGGGCGAUAUGGAAAAGACCACAGCAUGACAGCGAGUCAUCCAACACUACCGAAUAUGCAUUCCAGAAGAGCAAGUCGCUCAUCACUCGCAUACUGAGUGCUGUCCGAAGCAGCUUCGGUGGCCUGGCGUCUGUGACCUUCUUCGUGUUUGCGGUGCUGUAUGUCUUUCAGAAUGAGGUGUCUCUGCGCGUGGCCAAGACGGUGUCCAAGAGGCUGAAGAGGCUACACGCCAAGGUCGAGAGAGGCGACCAGGAGAUCACCCAAGCUGAUCUGAAACUACUUCGCGGAUGGCGGUGGCGGAUACUACUGUGA
Messenger RNA from Diaporthe citri, 777 nucleotides. RefSeq lists its product as uncharacterized. Lineage: Eukaryota; Fungi; Ascomycota; Sordariomycetes; Diaporthales; Diaporthaceae. The coding region runs from base 1 to 777 and encodes 258 amino acids. The record is from RefSeq and is a predicted model, not a curated record. The transcript has 2 exons.